AUGAAAGACCCCCGAGCCUCGAAGCGGAGGAGAGUCUCCGAAGAGCCUGCGCCUGAUGAUGACGGAGAUAUCGCCAUGGAGAGCGAUGGCGAUGUAUACUCAGUCCCGUCCUCCCCCGAGCCCGAUGCAGACUCCGACGAGGACCAAGACUAUCGCGGCCCCCGAAGACAAGCUUCGCGACGUCAGUCCACUCGUGGUAGAAAGAGCAACGUGCCCGAUGGCUUGGAAGAAGAUGCUGUGGAGACACCCAGGAGUGCACGAACAAGUGGACGGCAACGUAAAGCGCCGCAGAGACUCGAAGACGCCCCUACACCGUCCUCGGUCCGACGGACGGCUGCUACGCCUCGAAGUGCUCGAGGGACGAGAAGCGCACGGAAGCCGAGACAAGAGUCUGCGGAUGAUAUUGAGAUCGAUAUGGAUGGGCAGUCUCCGAAGCCGACUGGAACAAUUGCUAGGACAAGGUCGCGAAGGAGUACGGCCAAGUCCAGGUCAUAUGGCGCCAAUGGGGGCGCUGGAGAGGAUGAUAAGGACCACUCUCCUUCAUUUGAAGGAUAUAAUGAUGGCCUUGAUGAUCUCGUUGUAAUGCAGCUACAACAAGACCUUCAGAAUAACGAGGAGGCCCCAGAGACAGCGGAAACGAUCGAUGCUCUCCCAGACUACGCAGAGAAGCUCCAAGCACUCUGCCAAUCUGGCUUGCAAGAUGAAGUCCGGGUCCUGACGACUGCACUACUUGAGAAGCUUUCCGGCAAAAAAAAAUUCCGCUCAAAGGGCUCGAAGACCGUCACCGUUGGCGAGGGUAACUCGAUGCUUCUUCUUGGGUCACGAGGUUGCGGCAAGACAGCAGUCGUUGAGAACAUCAUCUCGUCUCUCGGAAAGCAACACGGCAACGACUUCCACGUUGUUCGACUGAAUGGUUUCCUUCACACGGACGACCGUCUUGCUCUCCGAGAGAUGUGGCGCCAGCUUGGCCGUGAAACCCAUACUGAAGACGACGCAGCAAAGGUCAGCUCCUACGCCGAUACGAUGGCUACCUUGCUGGCCUUAUUGUCUCAUCCGGAAGAGUUAUUCGGGGCCAGUAAUGGGGACAAAGUGACAGCAGCCAAGUCAGUUGUGAUUCUUCUGGAUGAGUUUGAUCUCUUCGUGACCCAUCCUCGACAAACUUUGCUAUACAAUCUAUUUGAUAUUGCCCAAGCCAGAAAAGCGCCUAUUGCGGUCAUCGGGCUCACUACCAAGGUCGACGUGACUGAGAUGCUGGAGAAGCGUGUGAAGAGUCGUUUCAGUCACCGAUAUGUCUACAUUCCACUCCCGAAGACAUACGAGACUUUCUCGGAAAUUUGUAUGGCGUGUCUGGAUCUUGAUGAGAAUGAAGUUGAGGAGUUGACUGCUGGACUUGGAUCUGAGCAGGCUAUCAACAAGACUGCUGGUUGGAAAACGCUUCUAAAUGGAUGGAAGGAAUACUUGCAAAACCUUUUCAACGACAAGGACUUCCAAUCCCACCUCAAGAAGAUCUACCACCAGACCAAAUCUGUGAAGGAAUUCCUCGCAAGCGCGCUCCUCCCAAUCAGCGCGCUCCACCUCAGUACGCAAGCCGCCGACAAGCCUACGUUCCAGAUCCCAACACCCAGGAGCUUCGCCUCCCAAUCCCUCACCUGUCCAGACCCAGCGGCCCUGCCGUUCUCAACCUCUAUGACCGCAUCUUUCAGCCCUUCAUCUCUCCCCCUCUCUCUUCUCCUAGCAGCCACCCGCCUUGCUGCCCUCUUUGACCCGAGCAAUGACAGCAUCCAAGCUCAGAGCAUCGCUCCGUUAGCCCUCUCCUUCCCUGCAGCGUACGCAGAGUACGUACGCCUACUCACCUCUGCGAAGACCUCUGCCUCGAUCUCAGGCGCAGCAGCUACACCUGGCCGUGUCUGGGGCCGAGACGUGGCGCGGGAGUCCUGGGAGAAGCUAGUUACUUGGGGCCUCGUCACGCCUGUGGGUAGCGGCAAUGGUACUGCAGAUGGACAAAUGUUCCGUGUGGAGAUUAGCUUCGAGGAGGUUGUUGAGAUGGCUGGUACGGGGAGUUCUCUCGGACAAUGGUGGAGGGAAUGA
Molecule: messenger RNA, 2088 nt
Organism: Penicillium daleae
Lineage: Eukaryota; Fungi; Ascomycota; Eurotiomycetes; Eurotiales; Aspergillaceae
Product: origin recognition complex subunit 4
Exons: 3
Coding region: 1-2088 (695 amino acids)
Biological process (GO): DNA replication; DNA replication initiation
Cellular component (GO): nucleus; nuclear origin of replication recognition complex
Molecular function (GO): ATP hydrolysis activity; DNA replication origin binding; ATP binding
Source: RefSeq, a predicted model, not a curated record